Pyrenophora tritici-repentis Pt-1C-BFP is the source of this 2463-nucleotide messenger RNA. Lineage: Eukaryota; Fungi; Ascomycota; Dothideomycetes; Pleosporales; Pleosporaceae. The record is from RefSeq and is a predicted model, not a curated record.
AUGUCAGACCGCUCGGGCGCCGCAUCUCGAGACUUUGUAUUUCAAACCUCUGACCAAGCAGGCGGCGGCGCAUCGCAACCGAAUCCGCAAUACAACGGCUACCAUGCGGGCCACGAUACAAAUGCCGCAGAGGUUGCGGCGGCGGGCCAGGCGCAUGGCUACGACGCCUCUGCGGCAUAUCACGACUACAGCGCCCAACAACACCAAGUAGUCGCGAGUCAAUACGCGGGCUAUAGCUUCGGGCCUGCGCCGACGGGCUGGGAUUGGACCAAUUCAGUCGACUUUACAGACUUUGCGCACCAGUAUGAGCCGCAGGGCGAACUUGUGCAGGAAUUCCAGAAUCAGGCGAAUCCUACAAACGACUUUAGUAUUCCACUUCCUGUUACGACCGGAGAGGCUGCGUAUCAGGUGUUCCAGCAGAACCAAAGUGCGACACCAACACCGAAUGCUUUGCAGGCCCAGAUCUCACACUCUCCGCCGCCUCCGCCUCCAUCGGUUCGACCGCAGCAGCAACAGCAGCAGCAUCAUCAUCAUCAACAUCAAUUACAGCCGCAGCCACAGCAACCACAGCAACCCCAACAACAGCAAAGACCAGUCGUGCAGACUGGUAUGAAGAGAAAGAUCGACUCUGAACCUACUUCAGCUGCAUCGCAGGCUAGCGCUAUCGCCGUGGAGAAUCCGCCAAAACGGCAGAACAAAUCACGACAAUCGUCCGACGCAUCGACGACAUCGCCUAUCGGAUCAGUACCGGCUGAACCGCGACCAUCGCCAAUGUCGCGAACCACUGCUCAAACGGCAACCAGCGAGGUCACACCACAACCAGUGUCACGAGAAAACACACAGACUGGGCGACGGAAAGAGCAAAGUAAAGGCACCGGACCGCAAGGAAGGGUGAUUGAUGUUUCGACACCACGGAAGAUACAAGAGUCUCCAACUGGGCUUGACAUACUACCUGCGGGUAAGACCCAAAGUCAAGGCUUGUCAACUGAGACCACUAGAGCACCCUCGUACUUUUCGCAUUUCUUCGGCCAGCAAUUACAUGAUAACGGUGGCCGAGCUGGUGAUGUGAGGACGCUGUAUAUCGACCGUGAUCCGGAAACGUUUCGCGAUAUAGCACUGCAUUUGCAAGGGUACCAUAUUACCCCCAAGAGUGCAGAGCACUUUGUGAAGCUAUUUGCAGAUGCACAAUUCUACUCUCUUCCUCGGCUCACCAAGCAGUUGUUUAGCACCGACAUCUUUGUGAACAUUGGAGGAACCCCCUUCCAGGUACCCCGCGAUAUCUUCUCGGCUCCUGGUGACAGUCCAAACUACUUUUCACUUGGGUUCGCACAUUUCUUCUCGACACCGUCAGAAGUCUUCCCGGGGCUGGAUCGUGAUUCGUUACUCAGACCACCGUCAAUCAAACCUCCUUCAGUGCCUGGUAGGAAUGGAGAGAUUUUCGGCGAGCUGAUGCAGUUGCUACAAGGCUACAACAUGGAGAUUCGCAGCGAUGCGCACCGGGCUCGAUUGCUUCGAGAUGCUCGGUAUUUCCAUCUCAAAGGGCUUGAGCAAAAGCUGAUACCGUGCGAGAUCUCAUACAAUUUGAACCGUCAACAGUCGGAGAUUCUGGUGCGCCUGGAAGAUAUUCGACAAUCUGGUAUAUCCUUCAAUCCCGACAAGUUCGCCAGCGACUCAGACUCAGAAUCCGUAUCUGGUGGGCAAUCGACGGGGUUUUCUCCGAACGGUCUCCCCGCUGUAAGCCCUGCGCCAUCUACCUCAAGUAGCAGUGCUGUCUUGAGAGCGGGCUACGUGUCUUAUGCCCGCCCAUACACAGACGAUCAUGCAAACAGCAACGUGUUAGUCUUGGAAAUCUCUACAGGUGAAACCACGUCUCUCUAUCUACCGAGAAGUGCUCCGCGAGCAUCAAUGUCGGGUUCACUAAACGUGAACCUUCGGGCAACGUUCUACAACUCGACUCUUGCGCGGGUGACGUCUUUAUUCUCGGUAGUAGCGUCGAAAAUGGGGUUACCAGCGACGCAGCCUCUGGGACUCAUGUACUUGCAGUCUGGAGGUGGUGUGGCUGCACAGCCAGUCAGCCCAGCAAAUUCAGGUGUCAGUGAACGACGUGUCCGAGUGCGACUAGACACAGACUGCGCAUUGCAGAUUGAUGGUGCUGCUGCUGAGCUCAGCAUGGACAGAGAAACAGGCUGCGUUGGUAUCCGUCGCAUAGGCCACGGACGGGAUGAGUGGCUUUGGGGAGGUGACAAGGUUGCUGAUAACGAUGCAUCGCAUUUGCGAGCUGACGACCAGGAAGCCGAAGUCGAGUGGACCAUCAAACGCGCACAUUGGCGAAUACGCGUCGAGCCAAUCGAGAGCGACGCUGAUGGCAAGAGGAUGCAAGUGAUACUGUGCGGAGUCAAACUCGAAGCCUUUACAGUUGAGCGGACGAGGAACUCUGCGCGGGGCUUUUUAUGUAGCAAUUGA